This is a messenger RNA of Trichoderma aggressivum f. europaeum, 1311 nucleotides long. RefSeq lists its product as uncharacterized. The record is from RefSeq and is a predicted model, not a curated record. The transcript has a single exon. The coding region runs from base 1 to 1311 and encodes 436 amino acids. Lineage: Eukaryota; Fungi; Ascomycota; Sordariomycetes; Hypocreales; Hypocreaceae.
AUGCCGCGACCGCCGCAGGACGGUUUAGGGUGGGAGCAGACAACGUUUGAUUUGGUGCCAGUAUGGACGCGGGAGCCUUCAAUCGGCGCGAUUGAGAGCAUAUGCCGUCAACAGCUCAAGACGCCCUCUGAGGACCCUUGCACCGUCACCUUUCACGCAGCAGGUCUCUUCAAUAGAGUCUACCUGGUUCGCACAGCCGGGCGCUCUUUCAUCAUGCGCGUCACAUUACCUGUCUACCCUCGUCACAAAACACGCGCCGAGGUUGUCACUUUGAAGUGGGUGCGCGAGAACACCAGCGUCCCAGUUCCCAAGGUCUUCGGUUUUGACGACAGUAAUGACAAUGGGAUCGGCUUCGAAUGGAUUUUGAUGGAGUAUAUGCAGGGCACAUCGGCACGGAAGCGAUGGCGCAGCAUGUCGAUGGAGCAAAAGGUCGCGCUCACGAAGCGAUUUGCAGGAUUCCAGUUCGAGUUAUCAGGUCUCGAGAAGCCAGAAUCCACAUUCAAAGGGAUAGGGACAUUGGAUUCGCCGGAAAUAGAUCUUCAAGUCAACUCUACGGCGCCACAAACCGCGGUCGCGCCUGGGCGCCUCGUGUCCCCUGAGUUCUUCAUGGGCGAUCAUCUUACAUACGACAUUUCAAGGGGACCAUUUCGCUCGAGCUGCGACUGGCUCAACGCCAUGUUGGCCAUCAUCAUACGGCAUCAAAACUUGGUUCUAGAGAAGUCUGAGGAUGAAGACGACAUCGAAGAUGCCGAGGACAUCCUGCCAGUGGCACAAACCCUCCUCGCUCUCCUUCCCAAGAUUUUCCCCCAAGACUUGGCCAGAUCAGAAUCGUCAGCUCUCCAACAUCAUGACCUCAAUUUCAACAAUAUUCUAGUCAACGAACAAGGCGAAGUCACAGCUGUGCUCGACUGGGAAUGCGUCUCGGCACUGCCACUCUGGAUGCUGACUCAAAUGCCCAAGUUUCUUGACGGUGAGCCUCGGGAAGAUGAGCCACAGCGGAAUGUAUAUGCGGACGAGACACCGGAGGAGGCUGCCGCAGAAUCGGAUAAACGUAACGACCCAGACUACCUAGACAACGAGGGCAAGAACGAACUGUAUUGGAUUCACAAGAUGGAGUAUGAGCAGACGCAGCUACGGAAGGUGUACAGAGCCAGAUUGAAGGACUUGUGUCCUGAAUGGGUCGAGGAAAGCCCGGUGGAGAACGACUUCUACGAAGCAGUCUCGCAAUGCGAUGGGUUAUGGAAGAAAAAGGCCGGCAGAUGGGCCGAGCGUGUGGCGAAGGGCGAGUCUCCACGGUUCAAGGACGUCUAG